AUGGCGAGGAUUGGGCGGCGGUGGUGGCUGCUGCUAUCGGGUCUCGUCGCGCUGGUGCCAGCGGCUGCGCUGUGCAUGCGCUUUGGCGGCGGCUGCCGGGUGCGCCUGAGCAAAAGUGGGCCGACGGAUGACGAUGAUGACGACAUCGACGACGAUGACCUUAACGCGCAUGGCAACAACACUGCCGCCGCGGGGGUCGAAGAAAAGACCCGCGAGCAGUACCAUGACGCACUUGGCCGGCUGAAGGAGAACGCCAACAAGAUGUUUCAGGGGGGGCAAUUCGAUGCUGCGCUGAAGCUGUACCAGGGGUGCCUUGACGUGUGCGCCGCGCUUGGCGCCGGCGAUGCCACGGCGGUGCAGGUUUCUCAGGUUGUGCGCGCCAACGUGGUGCUUGUGUUCCUGAAGCUGCAGAGGCCCGAGGAAGCGCGGAUGCUGGCGACCUUCCUGCUGCAGGACGACACGAACCCUGUCGAGGGGGAGCUGAAGGUGAAGGUGCUUUACCGGCGCGGGCUGGCCAGCCAGGCACUCGACGAUCGCGAGUCGGCGCUCUGCGACUUUAGGGCCGCCGUUUUGCUCUCGCCCGAGGGAAAGAAUCCGGCCGCACAAAACGCAAUUGCAGCUCUCUCCCGCAGUGCCGCGGCAUGA
Messenger RNA from Trypanosoma conorhini, 645 nucleotides. RefSeq lists its product as uncharacterized. The transcript has a single exon. The coding region runs from base 1 to 645 and encodes 214 amino acids. Lineage: Eukaryota; Euglenozoa; Kinetoplastea; Trypanosomatida; Trypanosomatidae. The record is from RefSeq and is a predicted model, not a curated record. Gene Ontology annotation, molecular function: protein binding.